CUAUGUUGCUUGUCUUACUUGCCGCGAAUAUUUCUCCGCCUUCUCUUCCUCUACCCCAAGUCUCUGGAACCUGAACCCUAACCCUGCAUUUCUAUCGCCGGUUCUGUACCAUGUCCGACUUUGCGGCACUGUCUGACGAGCCGUCGACUUCGGCGACUCCUUCCGCGUCGAAUCCGGUCAGCGGGAAGCCAGUGGUCGUUAGGGUUAAGCGGAAGUCCUUCCAGUCGAGAGUCGAUGCAUUCUGGCUGGAAAUCAAUGGAAGGCCACUCAAGAGGCAAUUGUUGGAUUUCGCGAACCUCUCUAUCUCUGAUGCUGACACAGGAAAAGUUUUGGAGGAGUUUGGAACAAAGAAGCUAUUAGUGCAGCAUCUUGAGACAGUGAGGGCCUCUGAGGAUAUCAAAGAUAUGCUGCAUUGUUUUCUGCAUGAUUCCAGUUACUCAAAGGAGUUGAAGGGGAGGUCCGAAGAGCGGGGAAGCAUUCUUAAACCAGAUAAAAAACAAGAUCAGCUGCGGUCUGUGGCUGUAAAAAAGCACGAGGAUCUUGCUCGAAAUGCUCGAUAUGAACAAAUAUGGAAGAGCAGAAGGGGAUGUACAGAUGCAGCAGAAGAGGGUUUACAUGAAAUAUGUCGUCUGUAUGACAUUGUCCGAGUUGACCUUGAGCAUGAAACUAAUGAAAGGGUGCAUAAGCCCGAUUUUAUUUCUGCUGAUGAUGGUGCAAUCUUGUGUAACUAUGUGCCACUUUUAAGGGAAUAUCUUCCAGAAACAGCUGUAGAGAUUGAAUCUGGCAUCAGGGAGUCUAAAGAAGAUAACUAUGUUUAUGACCUGUAUACUGUUGGUGAUGGUCUGGUCACAACCACCAGAGACACAACCAAGUUUCCGCUAGUGCAGGUAGCCGAUGAUGACUUUUAUGAGGGACCAUUGGAAUCUGAUUAUGAAACUGAUGAUUCAAAUGCUGAAUGCAAUACGCGGAAUGAUUAUCCUGAUGAAGAGUCAUCUGGAGAUGAAGCCAAAGGUGAAGAUAGAGAUGAUUUCUUUGAUGACCUAGAAGGUUCAGAUUCAGAUUCAGAUUCGCAGGAAGAAGUUGAUUUUGAUGAAGAAGUUGAUAGUGAUGAAAAAGCUGAUAUUGAUAAAGAAGAUGACAAGGACUAGAGAUGGGGGAUACCGUUAAAAUGCUCGAUAGCUAUUCAAUCUCUGAGACAAUGAAGUUGGAAAGAACCAUGCUUUUGCAGCGUACUUUGCCCCGGGUUGAAGACAUCUCGAACAGUCCAUUUUAGUGUUUGAGGAUGCCGAAGAAUCUUGAGAAGCGCAAUGUUGUAGUUAAAAACAUCUAUAGUGAAGUCCUUUGAUGCUGAAACUGCUUUCAGA
Messenger RNA from Musa acuminata subsp. malaccensis (wild Malaysian banana), 1364 nucleotides. Its product is annotated as RNA-directed DNA methylation 4. NCBI's taxonomy places the organism in Eukaryota, Viridiplantae, Streptophyta, Magnoliopsida, Zingiberales, Musaceae. The record is from RefSeq and is a predicted model, not a curated record.